CAGGAGGAAAAUCGUGCAGUAACAGCAUACAUAUUUAAAAAAAUAAAAAAAAUAAAGUUUUUGGUAGUUAAUUAAAAUAGUUUACUACAAAAGUCAUUGUAUAAUAUGGAAUAUUAACAAAUAGGGUACAUCAUACAGUUUACCAUGGUUCAUUAGUGAAUGCAUUUUAUUAUUAUUAUUAUUAUUACUGGUGUUGCUCUUGUUAUUUGAAGUUAUAGCAGAUUGUAAUUGGACUUCAAGGCUCAGCUCAUCUUGGCAGUAAAUAGAACUGAUGAUGCUUUGUGGGAGGAGCCAGGCAGGAGGCGGAGUCACAGCAGUGCGAUGCAGAAAUGACGGCCGCUGAUUGGCUGCUGUCCGCGGUGCUGAUGCGGGAGAGAGUGACGAUCGUCGGACGCGCGCUCUGCGUUGUGCUGGUCGGAAUGGAUUUCCACUGGAUCUUUCUGCACGGGAUUAUCGCGUUUGGGAUUUAGGACCGCAGCAGGAGUUGGAGUAUGAUUCACAGACAGCUCAUUCUGUCCCAGGAUUUGAUGUGCUUUGAGUCGGUGAAUCAGAAUGCUGCUACACCUGUGUAGUGUGAAGAACCUGUACCAGAGCAGGUUUCUGGGUCUGGCGGCCAUGGCCUCGCCGUCACGGAACUCUCAGAACCGGCGCCGGUGUAAGGAUGGGUCUCGGUUCGGCUUCGCUCACCCCAGCGAAGCUCUGGCUCUGCCGCGGUCCACCAGCGACACGGAUCUGGUGUCCUUACAGAGCCGCUCCACCCUGACCGUCAGCACCUCCCUCUACUGCAUCGGCCAAUCAGAGGACAUCGUCAUCUGCUGGGACGUCCGAGAGGAAGUGGACGCUGGCGACUGGAUCGGCAUGUACCUUAUUGAUGAGGUUCUGUCAGAAAACUUUCUGGACUACAAGAGUCGUGGGGUGAGCGGCUCCCAUAAAGGCCAGAUCGUGUGGAGAAUCGAUGCCAGCUUGUACUUUAUGGAGGCUGAGACGAAGGUUUGCUUCAAAUAUUAUCAUGGUUCGAGUGGAGCACUCAGAGCUACAACACCCAGCGUGACAGUGAGGAACCCCUCAUCCUCUGCUCUGAAGCCGGUCAUCAGUCCGGAUCCUCAGACUCUGGGCAGCAGGAGGCUGAUCAGCUUCUCUCUGUCAGAUGUUCAGGCAGUCGGUCUGAAGAAAGGAAUGUUCUUUAAUCCCGACCCAUAUUUGAAAAUCUCCAUCCAGCCCGGAAAGCACAGCAUCUUCCCGGCGCUGCCUCACCACGGACAGGAGAAGAGGUCCGGCAUCAUCUGCAACACGGUCAGCCCCGUCUGGAAGAGAGAGCGAUUUAACUUCGUGUCUCUGCCGACGGACGUUUUGGAGAUUGAGGUAAAAGAUAAAUUUGCCAAGAGCAGACCCAUCAUCAAACGCUUCCUGGGAAAGUUGGUCGUUCCUGUACAGAGGCUGCUGGAGAAGCACGCUAUCGGGGACCGUGUGGUGAGUUACACUUUAGGCCGACGGCUUCCAACAGAUCAUGUCAGCGGUCAGCUGCAGUUUCGUUUUGAGAUAACCUCAUCAAUUCACCCAGAUGAUGAGGAAGUGUCCCUCAAUGCAGUGCCAGUCUUUGAUGUACCUGACCAGCAGGCUGAGCUGGAGCCCAACGAGGACCAACCACCAGCUUCUGAUCUGCCUAUGGAGGAUGCAUUGAGUUUAGGACCUGACAUCCUGGAGCCGCCUGCCGAAUGUCCUCCAGACAUAGAGACCCAAGAUGCUGUGCUGCUUACCUCUAUAGAUGAACCCCAGCCAGAAGCAGAAGGAUCAGUUGAUGAGCUUGUAACAGCUCAAGGAGAGACUCUAUUGAGUGACGCCACUCAAGGAGAAACUGCGGAGCAAGACCCUGGAAAAAUAGAGUCCGGGGAGGAAACUGUGGCUGAGACUCCUUUGGAGGUACUGGAGAACCAUGAUGCUGAAGACACAGGUGGAGGAGAUGAAAUGAGACCAACUGGAGAGCAUGUAGAGACUGAGGGAGGCACAAGCUCAGAGCAUGUUGACAUGAUGGUGGAAGGAGAUGGGAACGAGGAAGAACCCUGCUCCACAAGGAUGCGGGGUGCCUUGAAGCGCAAGAGCCGUCCCUGUUCGCUUCCCGUGUCCGAAUUAGAGACAGUCAUCGCCUCAGCUUGUGAAGAACCUGAGACACCACGGUCUCACUACAUCCGCAUUCAUCAUUUGCUGCACAGCCUGCCGUCAGCUCAGUGCCACCAUGACAGCCAAGAUGAAGACGAGGUUCUUGACCCAGAAUCCUCUGAGGAAAUCACUGUCAAACCUCAAGAGGACAAAGAGGAUGAAGACGAGGUGUCUGAAGCUCAGUCUCCAUCCAUCGUGCCUGAGUGUCCUAGACCUUGUUGCAGGCGUACCCUACCACGUAGCCUCUCCAUCGAGCGCUUGUCUGAACUCAACCAUCUUCUGGAGGGUGAAAGACCCUCACCUCACACCCUCAGGCCGGACAGUGAGGACGGGGAAGUGGGUGGUGGAGGUGGAAGCAGAAGGGAACCUCGAGUGAGUGAGUGCGAACUGUGUGACAACUCCUGCUACAGCACUUCGUGUUACAGCACGUCCUGUUACAGCACUUCCUGUUACAGUAACUCAGGUUACGAGGGGCGUAACCACCUCUGCAGCCAUACGCGCCUCUCUUCGGUUGACAGCACACGUCUGUCGGAGAGCACUGUUUUCUCCUCGCAGGAGGAAGAGGAGGAGGAGAACAGUGCUUUUGAAUCAGUCUCGGACUCAAUGCGGAGUCCAGAUAUAAGGGAGCCAGGAGACGGGUCGGUUCAGUGGAGAGAGUCGUCGUCAGAGGAAAGUCCCCAGAGGGAAGGGGCGGUGGAGGUGUCACCAGUAGCUGGGCCCAGUGUUAGGCCAUCAGGCAGUUGUCAUUUGCAAUGCAGUCAUCAUGCAUUCACUCAGCUUCCUGCUUUGCGGUCUGAAUCCCACCAUUACCCAAGUGUUGAUGAACCAUUACCACCAAACUGGGAAGCCCGGAUCGACAGUCACGGCCGUGUUUUCUACGUGGAUCACGUGAACCGCACCACCACGUGGCAGAGGCCGAGUCACGCCGCCAAACGCACAGGCAUCCCGAGAUCUGGCUCCACGCACCAGAUGGAGCAGCUCAACAGGAGGUAUCAGAACAUCCAGAGGACGAUGGCCACGGAAGACGAACCGGCCGGUCGCGGGCCUGAGAGGAACACCGGAGGAGACGCCGAGAGUGAAUCCACACCGCAAGCUGCAGAUCAGAGGAGAGAAGGCUGCUCGUCUCCUGUCAGUAAUCAGAACGUCACGCUGCUGCUCCAGUGUCCCGCCGUCAAGUUCGUCACACACCCAGAGUUCUUCACCGUCCUCCAUGCAAACUACGGAGCAUAUAGGAUGUUUACUAACAGCACCUGCCUGAAGCACAUGAUUCUGAAAAUACGGCGAGACGCGCGCAACUUUGAGCGAUAUCAGCACAACCGCGACCUCGUCGCUUUCCUCAACAAAUUCGCUGAUACUCACCUGGAGCUCCCGAGAGGCUGGGAGAUCAAGACCGAUCCGCAGGGAAAGUCAUUCUUCGUGGACCACAACAGUCGGGCAACGACCUUCAUUGACCCCAGGAUGCCCCUUCAGAACGGACGACUGCCCAGCCACCUCACACACAGACAACACUUACAGAGACUGCGCAGCUACAGCGCCGGAGAGGCGUCAGACGUGUCCCGCAGCAGAGGAGCGUCUCUGGUGGGCAGAGCUGGACAUGGUGUCGUAUCCACCGUCAGGAGCCAAAACCAGCCGGAUUCAGUGCCUCUCGCUUACAACGACAAGAUUGUGGCAUUCCUCCGUCAGCCAAACAUUCUAGACAUGCUACAGGAGCGACAGCCCAGUCUCGCCAGGAAUCACACGCUCAGGGAGAAGAUCCAUUACAUCAGGACUGAAGGUCCUCAAGGUGUUGAAAAGCUGUCUUGUGACGCUGACCUGGUCAUGCUGUUGAGUCUAUUUGAUGAGGAGAUCAUGUCGUAUAUUCCAUCUCACUCCUUCCACCCCGGCCUCAGCUUCUCUCCGCGCUGCUCUCCUGGAUCCUCGCCUCAGAGUUCACCUGGCUUGCAGAGGGCCAGAGCGCCGGCUCCAUACCGCAGAGACUUUGAGGCAAAACUGCGCAAUUUUUACAGGAAGCUGGAGGGUAAAGGCUAUGGCCAGGGGCCAGGAAAAAUAAAGCUCAUCGUCCGAAGGGAACACUUACUGGAAGGCACCUUUAAUCAAGUAAUGGCCUACUCACGUAAAGAGCUCCAGAGAAACAAGCUCUACAUCACCUUUGUAGGAGAGGAAGGUUUGGACUACAGCGGCCCAUCGCGGGAAUUCUUUUUCCUGUUGUCUCAGGAGAUGUUUAACCCGUACUACGGUCUGUUUGAGUACUCAGCCAAUGACACGUAUAUGGUGCAGAUCAGCCCCAUGUCUGCAUUUGUAGAGAACCAUUUGGAAUGGUUUCGUUUCAGUGGCCGUAUUUUGGGUCUGGCUCUGAUCCACCAGUAUCUGUUGGAUGCUUUCUUCACCCGGCCGUUCUACAAGGCCCUGCUCAGACUAGUGACAGAUUUGAGCGAUUUGGAAUACCUGGAUGAGGAGUUCCACCAAAGCUUACAAUGGAUGAAGGACAACGAUAUCACUGACAUCCUGGAUCUUACAUUCACAGUCAACGAGGAGGUCUUUGGACAGGUGACAGAGAGGGAACUGAAGUCGGGGGGCUCCAACAUCCAAGUGACAGAGAAGAACAAGAAGGAAUACAUUGAGCGUAUGGCUAGAUGGAGGGUGGAGAGGGGGGUUAUGCAGCAGACUGAAGCCCUUGUAAGAGGUUUCUAUGAGGUUGUAGACUCCCGUCUGGUUUCAGUGUUCGAUGCCCGUGAGCUGGAGCUGGUCAUUGCAGGGACGGCCGAGAUCGAUUUGAACGACUGGAGAUCCAACACAGAAUAUAGAGGAGGUUACCAUGAUGGGCACAUUGUGAUGCGCUGGUUCUGGGCCGCGGUGGAGAACUUCAAUAAUGAACAGAGGUUGCGCCUGCUGCAGUUCGUGACGGGCACUUCCAGUGUCCCCUACGAGGGUUUCGCAGUACUGCGUGGGAGCAACGGCCUGCGGCGCUUCUGCAUUGAAAAGUGGGGAAAGAUUACCUCUCUGCCAAGGGCUCACACAUGCUUCAACCGCCUGGAUUUGCCUCCCUAUCCGUCGUACACUAUGCUGUAUGAGAAGCUUCUAACUGCUGUGGAGGAGACCAGCACCUUUGGUCUGGAGUGAAGGCAUGUUUUUUUAUUACUGUAAAUACAUUUUCAAUAACUCAAUCCACUUUUUAGAGAUUUUUAAACUAAUAUAUCUGGGAAUUUUGUUUCAAAUGACUUGAAAUAGCAUGCUUCUGCUCUAAAACACAACAUACGUGGUACUUUUCUGUAUUUGCGGGAGUUUGGGGUCAAAAGUAACAUAUGCAAUGGUGAAAACCAGCUCCAGCCUAUUGUAUUCAACUGACUGACUCGAUUCUCCUUAUCAUUCUAUUGGUUAGGCAUCAGUACGUCUGCUUUCUGAUUGGUGAACUGGGAUUUUCAGUGCCGGGCUGUGUUUGAAAUGGAAUGCUAAGAUAUUGCUUAUGAAAUACUGUACUACAUACUGCCAGUAUUUUAUUACGGUACUGUAGUGUGUGCAACAUUACACAAUAUGCAAAACAUAAACACUUUAAAGUGCAGUAAUGUAUGCAAUGUUGUUGUCACAUCAUCACGCUGCAUGUUUAAUAAUUUAGCAUGUGUUAUCAUAUCAGAAAUAGUUAUUUUAAUGUGUGAAAAUGAUUUUUUUUUUUUUAUUCCACAUUGCAUUAUGGAAUACAACACUCCAAACAGUGUGCUCUAGAUAUAUAACGUGCAUUGUGGUGAAUGUAUGUAUGCAUACAGAUGUGCACGUUACAGAUGCUGCAUAAAUAGUAUGGUAGUAUGCUAUUCCAAACACAGCCACUGAUCAAACACUUUCAUGCUCAUAUCGUCGGCCGAACUCCAAACCACAGCAUAUUAUUUGCUUUAAUAGAAUUCCUAAACUGCAUAUAGUAUGCCUGCUUUGAUCACAUUGAUGAUAGCAUUAAAAAAUAUUCUGUUUUUGGAGUAGAAAUGGUCAAACUCAAGUCUUUAAGCAGGACGCACGCAUGGAAGCUCACUCGACAGUGAUGUAAGCGACUUAAUUGUGUAACUAAAUUAGUGACACGAGCACUAAGCUAAUCAGAACGUUCUGUCUGCAGAGUCUGUGUGGACACAUUAGAAAUAACUCUCUAAUUGUUUAAAUAACUCUUCUUAAAACCAGAUCCUUUUUUUAGGGAUCAGGGAUGAGCUUCAUAAAAUCAUGACAUUGGAUUCAUACACUAUAUUUCUCGUGGCAUAAUUUAUUUUGUUUAUCACAUUUAUUGAGACCCUUCCUGGUUUAAUGAAACAAAAAUCUUCUUAAUGAUGUUUAAUAUAAUUUAUUGAUGAGUUAUACAAACAUGAGCUGGUUUGUUCCUCAUAAUUGUAACUGUAAAACUAACAGACUUUGAGUCAAAAUUACUGGUGAUAACUACAGGCAACAAGAACCAGAUGACCGGAUUUUCUUUAUUAAUAUGUAUGCAAUAUCUUAAGUGGUGCUUUUAUGUGUUUUUAUUUGCAUUUUUGUUGGACACUUACAGCCCGACCUCUCUGAUAAUCACAACCAUCAUGUCGGGAGCAUUUAAUGCAUGCAGGCUCUUAUGAUAAUGUGUAAAUUACUAUGAAACCGUUCCCCAGGAUCUAUUAAAUGUGUUCCUGAUGGAUCUGAACUUCCUUUGGAAGGAUGUCCACUUAAACUGAAUCUGUGUAUUAAAUGCAUAACUUGUUUGACGUAUUGACAGAGAUUGUGAAAUGACUAUCUGACCGUUUGCUGUUGUACACUGCUCAGUUGAUGAUGUUAUAAUGAUGUAUUUUUAUCAUUUUUAUUUGUUGCCAGUUUUGUAUUUUAUAUUCUUUUUGUAUUUGAGUUCAAUGAGAUUGCAUAUGAAAACCCUUUACUUGCAAUGCAAAUUGUUUCAAUUGUUAAUGAAAAUAAAAUAUGUAAAUAUAAAUAUUUAUGUAUACUAAUCACUGUAUAUCAGCCUAAUUUCCUGACGUCAAUUUGUUCGACAUGAACAGACUUUGCUUUUGCCCCAAAAUGUUGUACAUAAAUGUCAAUAAACGAUCACUUUG
This is a messenger RNA of Megalobrama amblycephala (Wuchang bream), 7208 nucleotides long. Its product is annotated as E3 ubiquitin-protein ligase HECW1. Gene Ontology annotation, biological process: regulation of dendrite morphogenesis. The record is from RefSeq and is a predicted model, not a curated record. The transcript is spliced from 29 exons. Gene Ontology annotation, molecular function: protein binding; ubiquitin-protein transferase activity. The coding region runs from base 553 to 5277 and encodes 1574 amino acids. NCBI's taxonomy places the organism in Eukaryota, Metazoa, Chordata, Actinopteri, Cypriniformes, Xenocyprididae.